CAGAUGCCUGAAAACAGGAUUUAGUGCAGCAGGGAUAGGGGUCAUAGCGACGACGAUAGGGAAAUUCCCCUAACCCCAAUAUAGCACAUCUGCAAAAAAAGGGGGCGGGGGGGCAUUGAAAAUUCCAGACGUCUUCUAGUUCAUCCAACUCAUACGUCUUCGUUCCCACAGCCCAAUGGCUUUCAAUACACUCCCAAGAGAGAUCUUUCAGCAUACCAUAUCGUGUCAAGCGCCCGGUCUGGAAAACCUUCGAAAUUACAGUCUGGUGUGUCGCGAUUUUGGCGAAGUUGCCCGCGCAGCACUGUGGAAGGACAUCGAUCUUACAUUCGAUGAGCGCGGGGAUGAAGAUGCAAAUGAGAAAACAGAACGGAGGCAGGCUCAGCUGUUGACAUCUAUUGCUUUCGGAUAUUGGCGCUCAUGUCCGCACAUUCAAAAAUUUCCACCCAUGGGGUAUUGGGUACGUGCUAGAUGCAACGAGGGAGAGAGGACCAGCAAAGCCCGAUAUGCUCAUCAAAGCCGCCCAAAACAUGAAAUGCCUCAUCAAAGCUUCGUUCAUAGAGAACCCACUCGCUAUAGAAGUUGUCACCAACCUUCCGUCCUAUUCCUGGCUCACAGAACUCUCCAUCACAGGAAUUAAUCCAGAAGAACACAUCUGGAGUUCCGCUCUCACGGCAUUGAAGAGGCUACAUUGGGCCUCACCCAACCUACACGGCGAUCAGAGGAGCCACACUCAAACCGCUGAGUUCCUCAUCAAGGUCGUGCAAAGCACUUGUCCAGACCUCGAAUCACUCGACAUAUCAUUGGGGCACGCAGCUUGGUCCAUCUCAGAA
Molecule: messenger RNA, 830 nt
Organism: Hyaloscypha bicolor E
Lineage: Eukaryota; Fungi; Ascomycota; Leotiomycetes; Helotiales; Hyaloscyphaceae
Exons: 2
Coding region: 176-637 (153 amino acids)
Source: RefSeq, a predicted model, not a curated record